AUGAGGAGACGUUUAGCCCUGUCAUCAAGUCCACCACCAUUCGUAUCGUUCUUGAUGUCGCUAUUCGUUGUGGCUGAACGAUCCGUCAACUCAAUGUCAACAAUGCUUUUCUUCAAGGCACAUUACAAGAAGAAGUUUAUAUGUCUCAGCCUCCUGGACACCUCUCUCUUCAUCCUUCGUCGUGGUCGCGCCAUUGUCUACAUGCUUGUCUACGUUGAUGAUAUACUGGUCACUGGUAACGACACAUCUCUCUUGAAUUACACUCUUGAUGGUCUCGCAAAACGUUUCUCCGUCAAGGAUCAUGAGGAACUGCAUUACUUCCUUGGUGUUGAAGCGGUCAGAGUUCCCACGGGCUUACAUCUUCUUCAUCAACGGAAAUACAUAUUGGACCUUCUGAGACGCACCAACAUGCUUGAUGCGAAACCAGUUCAAACACCCAUGGUUACGUCACCAAAGCUUACACUCAAGUCUGGUAGUGCUCUACCCGAUCCAACAGAGUAUCGUAGUGUGGUUGGUAGUUUUCAAUAUCUUGCCUUUACACGUCCGGAUAUAUCGUUUGUGGUUAAUCGUCUCUCUCAGUAUAUGCAUUCUCCGACUGAUCUUCAUUGGCAAGCGGCCAAGAGUUUAUUACGUUACCUCAAGGGUACUACAACACAUGGUAUUUUCUUCAAACAGAACAAUCAUCUUUCCUUACAUGCUUACUCUGACGCAGACUGGGCUGGAGACUCGGUUGAUUAUGUCUCUACCAACGGAUAUAUUACUUAUCUUGGUCAUACACCGGUGUCUUGGUCGUCAAAGAAACAGAAAGGGGUCACACGAUCUUCGACAGAGGCAAAGUAUCGGUCUGUCGCUAACACUUCGUCGGAGCUUCGUUGGGUCUGUUCAUUGUUACAAGAGCUUGGCAUCACUUUACCGUCCAUUCCUACCAUUUAUUGUGACAACAUUGGAGCAACAUACCUUUGUACAAACCCAGUUUUUCACUCGCGCAUGAAACAUAUAGCUGUUGACUAUCACUUUGUACGACAACAGGUACAAUCCGGCGUGCUUCGUGUGGUUCAUGUCACUACUAAGGACCAACUGGCUGAUGCUCUAACCAAACCACUUUCCCGUAUUCCAUUCACUACAUUCCUCCGCAAGAUUGGAGUUACGUCAAGCCCCUCCAUCUUAGGGGGCGUAUAG
This is a messenger RNA of Camelina sativa (false flax), 1179 nucleotides long. The record is from RefSeq and is a predicted model, not a curated record. NCBI's taxonomy places the organism in Eukaryota, Viridiplantae, Streptophyta, Magnoliopsida, Brassicales, Brassicaceae.